Messenger RNA from Amorphotheca resinae ATCC 22711, 1721 nucleotides. RefSeq lists its product as hypothetical. Bases 1 to 1683 code for a protein of 560 amino acids. Lineage: Eukaryota; Fungi; Ascomycota; Leotiomycetes; Helotiales; Amorphothecaceae. The transcript has 3 exons. The record is from RefSeq and is a predicted model, not a curated record.
AUGGGCUCCGAUUGCUCUGCGGGAGAAGCUUCCCAUUUGUCUAAUUGCAUCUUCGAGAGCCAGAUACAUGAACCACAAGCUCAUUCUAGCCUCACAUCGCAGCUUGCGCCAUCUCCAACCUUGAACAGCAAAAACCAAGUUCAAAAUCAAAACGCACAUAUAACAUCAGCUCCAGAGCUUCGUGCUCGACAAAAUGAUUGUUCGCAACUCUCGCAGAGCGCAGCUCAAGCUGUGCAACAAGCAUCCCAACAGGCAUCUCAGUCGAUACAGCAAGCCUCUCAAGCUGCACAGCAGGCCUCACGAUCUGCUUCUGAAGCUAUCCAACAAGCGCAACAGAGCGCUUCUCAGUCGAUCUUAUCGGCGUCUAGAAGUGCCGCUAGUGCCGCAUCGUCUGCGAGCUCAGCUGUGUUUAGCGUUCAGUCUUCCGCGGCGAGUGCUUUGGCUCGAGCGACUCAGUCGGUGCAGAGUUUACAACUCAGUGCUUCUGCUGCACAGUCCGAUGCUUCAAAGGCAGUCCUUCAAGCUCAAGCAUCGGUUUCUACUUUCAGGUCAUCAGCCGCUUCCCAGGUUGCACAGGCAAGUCAGCAUGCCACAGCUUCGCAGACAGCAGCAGUUACCGCCACCCAAGCAGCUCUCGCUAUAGUUGGCAGUAUUAUUGCAUCUGCUUUGAUAACGAUUCUUAUUGUUUUCCUCAUCAAUCAAUACAAGAUGAAAGCCAAGAAGAGAUCCCGUGCAAAUCAACUACAAUUUGGCGGGGAUUCCGCGUUGGCUCCCAAUUCCGAAGCUCCUGUUUCCGAGAAAGCAGGUACCGCAAUAAUAACGUCGCAAUCCACAUAUAUGGCAACAAAGGAUGCCUCCAAAAAUGGUAUUCAAGGCUUAUCAGUGUCUUCAAAACCACCUCUUGGUAAUAAACAUUCCCAGCAACAAAACUCUCACGUCAGCAACACAUCACUAUCGUGGGAUCCCACGAAUCCGCCGAAACCUCCAUCAUUAAAGUCAUGGCUGAAGCGUCAAGAAGGCGUUUCACCGUUUGGAUCCAUAAAGCUCCCCGAAGACAGCGAAUCAUCUAGUCCCCUUGGAGGCCAACUCAAAUCGCCCCUACAAAGUUCUGAAAAGCCAUUCAGUCCACUACCACAGAGGUUCACCUCCGAUCUACCCCUGAGAAAUCCAAAGUCUUCCGUCUUUAUGUCUAAAAGACCAUCGGUGGAUGCUGGUUCAGUGCAGAAUCCAAUGUUACAAUAUGACUCCGUGAAACGGAAGCCUAUUAGUCCGGGAAAUGCCAACAAGCUUCUUGAAUCUCCGGUUCCAAAGCAGUCAUACCGAGACAGCCAGGACAGUGUGUGGACAGAUGCCGUUACUGAUGAGGGACCAUCGCCAAUGCUUCCACGUCAACCUGAAGUUCCGACAGAAACCGCAUCCAUAAUACAAGGCUAUACGAUGCGCAUUCCAUCACCUCGCGGGCCCGUUCGAGACACGGCAGAAUGGUUACAGGAGGGAGCAACUUUCCGUUCCCCCAAUCCUACCCAGAAUCUCGCAAAUUCAAGACCAGCCUCCAACGUUCUACCAAAGAGCCCAAGGGCUCCAAAACUGGGAAUUGUGGCGCGACCAUACGUGAUAGGUAUACGUAAAAGCAGGGGCGAGAAAAGCCAGACUAAUACGCCUGGAGUUGGGAGGGCGUUGUGAAUCAUACUGAGUUUUGCACAUAUACGCUUAUAUGCGAG